AUGUCAGAGCUGCACAAAGACCACAGCGUUCACUCAGACAGAUGGAGCCUCAUGUGGUUUACUCGAGUACAAGAUGAAGUCUCUGGACAGUCUCCUAUUGAAGCCCUGAUGCUGUCGAGCAGCAGCAACAACCCGGUCCGAAACUUCCAGCUCUCGCUCUUCCACCGGGUGCACAGAGCUGUCAGCCCGGAGCAGCGGCUGAGCGUGCGCGCUCUUCUGUGGGUCCAGUAG
Messenger RNA from Knipowitschia caucasica, 231 nucleotides. The record is from the annotation of a GenBank genome assembly. NCBI's taxonomy places the organism in Eukaryota, Metazoa, Chordata, Actinopteri, Gobiiformes, Gobiidae.